This is a messenger RNA of Sceloporus undulatus (fence lizard), 1212 nucleotides long. RefSeq names its product pericentriolar material 1 protein-like. Gene Ontology annotation, cellular component: centriole; ciliary basal body; centrosome. Gene Ontology annotation, biological process: microtubule anchoring at centrosome; centrosome cycle; protein localization to centrosome. Bases 14 to 910 code for a protein of 298 amino acids. The transcript is spliced from 5 exons. Lineage: Eukaryota; Metazoa; Chordata; Lepidosauria; Squamata; Phrynosomatidae. The record is from RefSeq and is a predicted model, not a curated record.
UACAUUAUACAACAUGGCAGCUGGAGGCAGUCCUUUUGAAGAAGGAAUGGAUGAUCGUGACUUACCCAACUGGAGCAACGAGAGCCUUGAUGAUCAGUUGAACAAUACGAGCUGGGGUGGUCAGCCAAAGAGACCUAACAAAUCUUCAGAAAAAAACAAGAAAAAGGUUUCUAGUGAAAGUGAAAUAAGACUUACUAAUGACGUCUCUCCAGAAUCUACUCCAGGAAUUGGACGAAGGAAAUCAAAGACUCCCCAUAGCUUUCCUCAUACAAGAUACAUGACUCAAAUGUCUGUCCCAGGGCAGGCAGAACUAGAAAAACCUAAACAAAGAAUAAACUUCAGUGAUUUGGAUCAGAGAAGUAUUGGAAGUGAUUCUCAGGGCAGAGCAACAGCUGCUAACAACAAGCGCCAACUGAAUGAAAACAGAAAACCAUUCAACUUCCUGUCACUACAGAUUAAUACCAACAAAGGCAAGGAUGAUGCUGCAUGUUCUCAGACACAAGAAGCUGGUGGAUCAUCCCAGUAUAAAGACUUACUUACAGCUGCCUUGAGUAAGGAUUUGUUGCAGAAUUGCCCAGUCUCAAUUGAAGAAGAUGGAAGAGGUGAACCUGCUGUGGACAGUAGCCAGAUUGUAAGCAGAUUAGUUCAAAUUCGUGACUACAUUGCAAAAGCCAGUUCCAUGAGAGAUGAUCUUGUUGGGAAAAAACAGACAUCUGCUAAUGUUGAGCGUUUAUUUCAUCUCAUAAAUCACCUGAAAGAACAGGAGAAAUCUUAUCUGAAAUUUUUACAGAAGAUACUAGCUAGAAAGAAUGAGGAGGAGGAUGGUCGAACUGUAGAUUCAGCUGUGGGAUCUGGUUCUGUAGCUGAGAGCACAUCGCUAAACAUUGAUGUGCAGUCUGAAGUUUUUUAGUAAGCUGUUUUUUAGUAAUUAAGGUGGUAGAGAUUAUGCUUUCUUCUGAUAACUGAUGUUUUGCAUCUGAAUUUUAGUUCAAGAAAAUAUUAGCAGGCUAAAAUUCUUGAUAAUGUCAUUGAGAAUUUAGUUAUUUCAACUCAGAUGGGGUUAGAUCAUAACUACCUUUAAAAUGAGACCACUGUAGACUACUGUAUUUGGAAAAAAGUUUUUCUGAGGUUGGAAACUCUGUACAGUGGCUUGGCAUAUGAUGCAAGGAGCUGUAGCAGGAAAGGUGAAUUGUUCAAUAUAGAAACCUUCAG